Babesia microti strain RI is the source of this 2844-nucleotide messenger RNA. RefSeq names its product 2-oxoglutarate dehydrogenase E1 component. The record is from RefSeq and is a predicted model, not a curated record. Gene Ontology annotation, biological process: tricarboxylic acid cycle. Lineage: Eukaryota; Apicomplexa; Aconoidasida; Piroplasmida; Babesiidae. Gene Ontology annotation, cellular component: mitochondrion; oxoglutarate dehydrogenase complex. Gene Ontology annotation, molecular function: thiamine pyrophosphate binding; oxoglutarate dehydrogenase (succinyl-transferring) activity. The coding region runs from base 1 to 2844 and encodes 947 amino acids. The transcript is spliced from 6 exons.
AUGAGAUUGUCAAGAGUUUUGAAAAGGUCUAGGGCACUACCUUUUUAUUUCUCAUCCGAUGCACUAAAAUAUGUAGAACAUGCCUAUAAUCUUUGGGAAUGCGACAAACAUAUUUUAAACAAUUCAUGGUCUAGCUAUUUUGAUUCAAUACAUAGGGGGAAUAUACCAUUGGAAAUCGAACCUGCGAUCCAAAAUGUGAUAAAAUCCGCCUCAGAUGGCGGAAGAGACAAUUUGAAUGCUAAGGCUGAGAUGCUUUAUCAGUUUUUCCUAAAUAACAGCCACUUCUGGGCCAAAACAGACCCCUUAGACUUGCCAAAGAAGCCGCCUUACUAUCGCGAAUUGUACACUAAGAAUGCCCACAAACUUGAACUAUCAGAAUUCGGAUUAUCACCUUAUUCCUACUCGCAAAUGAUAAAUAUCAAGCCAUUUGGCCGAAUCCAGAUUGGGGAAUUAAUUAAAAAACUGGAAUCGUCACUAUGUGGAUCAAUUGGUUAUGAGUUUUCACAUGUGAUGAAUAAGGAUGUGAUUGAUUUUUUUCAGAACGAGAUUUUCAACCCCACCCCAAUAACUUUGGAGGAUAAAUUAAACUAUUUAAAUGUAAUAACCAGGGCUGGGUUGUUCGAAUCCUAUCUUAAGAAGACAUUUCCCACAAUUAAGAGGUUUGGGUUGGAAGGUCUAGAAUCAUUAAUUGUGGCAUUGUACGUCAUUAAGGAUAGAUGUCUUGAUGAAUGUGUAGAAUCGUUGCUGCUGGGUAUGGCCCAUAGGGGGAGGUUGAAUGUAUUAUGCAAUAUAAUGCAAAAGCCCUUAGACAUUUUUUUUGCGGAAUUUAGGGGCAAAAACACCUUUGGAACAUCUGAGUGGGGAAACACGGGAGACGUUAAAUAUCAUAUUGGCCGGGAAUGUAGCUAUUUUCGUGAUAAAAAUGAAUUAAAAGUCUCUUUGCUGGCAAACUCAUCACAUUUGGAAUUCGUCUGCCCUAUUGUGUGCGGGAGGUCUAGGGCAAAAUUUGAUUUGGGGGAACAAAAUGUGGUACCCGUAGUCAUUCAUGGCGAUGCUUCUAUUAGCGGCCAGGGAAUUGUAUACGAAACUGUGCAGCUGGGAUUGUUGCAAAAUUAUACAAACAAGGGCACCAUUCAUAUUGUAGCCAAUAACCAAAUUGGCUUUACCACAUACCCAAUAGACAGCGCCUCCUCCUCCUAUUGCACGGAUGUAGCUAAAGUUGUGAACGCGCCAAUUCUGCAUGUUAACUCUAGUGAUGUGGAAGCAGUGGCAUUUGCCGCUACAUUGGCUAUGAAAUUCCGUCAAUUGUUUCAUUCGGAUAUAUUUUUGGAUAUUGUUGGGUAUCGUCUGAUGGGCCACAAUGAACUAGAUAUGCCCAAAUUCACCAACCCAUGCAUUUACAAGAAAAUCGACCAGAUGAAGCCAACCUACGUAAAUUAUUCCAAAACGCUGAUUGAUAGAUGCGCUAUUACAAAAGAUGAGUUUGAGGCCAUGGAAGAGGGAAUUUCUAGUGAAUUCAAUACUGCCCUUGAAAAAUCCAAGAAAUUGGACCAGCUGCCACCUAACGCCAGCUGUGAAAUUAUGCAUAAGUGGGCCAAUCUUUUCGAUGCAGAAAAUACUCUCCCUAGUUACAAUUAUGAUAUACAGCUGCUGAAGAAUUUAACUAAAAAAUUGUCUACUUUACCUGAAGGUUUCAAAGCACAUCCUAGCGUAGAUAAAAUUUUUAAACAAAGAUUGAACUGCUUAACCACAGGCGAUGGUAUAGAUUUUGGACUCUCUGAGCUGCUAGCCUAUUCAGUUCUGGCACGGGAUGGAUUUGUCGUACGAUUAUCAGGCCAAGAUUCUCAAAGGGGUACUUUUUCCCACCGCCAUGCCAUAGUGCAUGAUCAAAAUAAUUUCUCAACAUUUAACGUUUUUACUAACGUCCCUAAUGGGCAUAUGAUAAAGGUGCACAAUUCUCCACUGAAUGAAGCGGCAGCACUGGGAUUUGAAUAUGGAUAUGGAUUGGAGGACCCAAAGAUUCUACCCAUUUGGGAAUCGCAAUUUGGCGACUUUGCAAAUGUGGCCCAGGUUGCAAUUGACGAAUUUGUCUGCAGCUCAGAGACUAAGUGGAAUCAAAGUUCUUGUAUCACUUUAUUGCUUCCCCACGGGUACGAUGGCCAAGGGCCUGAUCAUUCAAGUUGCCGUGUCGAGCGCUUCCUACAAUUGUGCGAUGACGAUCCGUUUGACCUUUCAAAUGUAGAGUGUGAAUUGGAUAUUGAAAGGAUAGCCAAGAGAAGAAAUAUGAGCGUGGUGAAUUGUAGUACUUCAGCCAACUUGUUUCAUGUGUUGCUGAGGCAAAUGCAUAGGUCUUUUAGAAAACCUCUUAUCGUAUGUAGUGGCAAAAAGAUGCUCAAGCUUAGACUAGCUUCUAGUUCAUUUGAGGACUUUCAAGGCACAUUCCAACGUUUAAUACCAGAUACUAGCGUCAUCCCUGCUAGUGUUGAUAAGAUUAUUUUUUGCACAGGUCAAGUAUAUUACGAUUUACUUACAAAGAGGGAUGAAUUGCAGGCAAAAAAUGUGGCAAUAGAAAGGAUUGAGCAAAUUGCUCCAUUUCCCUAUGAUUUGGUGAUGAAGUCUCUAGAAAAGUUUGGAGCCGUUAAGAGUGUUAUUUGGUGCCAGGAGGAGCCCAUGAAUUCUGGUUGCUGGACAUUUGUACAGCCCUGGUUUCUUAGCAUUUUUGGCAAGAUGAACAUGCAGCACAGUUUGAAGUACGUGGGGCCCAAAAUACUCUCCGCGCCUUCCACGGGAGAUAUGGCACAGCAUGAAAGGAUAUACAAGGAAUUUCUGUCUGCUGCAUUCUGA